Molecule: messenger RNA, 3372 nt
Organism: Panicum virgatum (switchgrass)
Lineage: Eukaryota; Viridiplantae; Streptophyta; Magnoliopsida; Poales; Poaceae
Exons: 17
Coding region: 418-3012 (864 amino acids)
Biological process (GO): cell adhesion; proteolysis
Cellular component (GO): membrane; cytoplasm
Molecular function (GO): metalloendopeptidase activity
Source: RefSeq, a predicted model, not a curated record
UGCUAGUAGCGGCCUUCACGACUAAAUCCACCACCACUUCCGCACACCUCACCUCUCCCCCGCGUCGCCUCCUGCCCCCGCUCCCUCUUGCGCGUCGGGCGGGCAGCUCCCGGGGGGCGCCAGCGCCACCAAACCCUAAGCGUUCCGUGCGGCCUCGAUUCGCUGCAGCGGCCGGCCGCCGGGCGAGCCGCGGCGGGGGUUGCGCUCGCGCUCGGGGCGCGGGUCCCGCGGUGGGGGCCUCGAGGAGGAGCCGUGGGCCCACAGCUCCAGGCGGGGCGGCGCGGCGAGGCGCGGGCGUGAAGGCGGGGAGGGGUUGGGAUUUUUGCGCGGGACGAUGAGGCGGAGGCUCGCGGCCGCGGCGUCGCGGGCGGGGCCGUGAAUGGGAGCGGCGGGGCGCUGCGGGCGGCGGCUGCGCACAUGGUGGAGGCCGGGGCACCGCCCCGCGGCGGGCGCGGGAGGGUGCUUUGGCUCGUCAGCGUCGAGAUUGUGCUGAUUCUAGUCUGUACUCAAGGAGCUGGUGCGGAUUCUGGCGAAAGCAAAGCAUUGUUUCCACAAGACGUGGAAGCUGGAGAAAAGGAUGUUUACCUUAGCCACUCUUGCAUCCAUGACGAGAUACUACAUCAGCGGCGACGAGCUGGGCGGAAGGAGUACUCUGUCAUGCCACAAGUGUACCAUGAGUCUCAGGAAAAAGCAGAGCACGUAAGAGGACGACACUUGUUGAGUUUGUCGUCGUCGCGUGCUCCACAGAGGAAUGUCAGGAAACCAAUACGCAUAUACCUCAAUUAUGAUGCUGUCGGGCACUCCCCUGACCGGGAUUGUAAAAGAGUUGGUGAUAUCGUGAAGCUUGGCGAGCCUCCUGUACCGUCAGCACCAGGAACACCUAUAUGUGAUCCUCAUGGUGAUCCACCACUGGUGGGAGACUGCUGGUACAAUUGCACCCUUGAGGACAUCGCUGGGGAGGACAAGAAGCAACGGCUCCGGAAGGCACUGGGACAAACAGUAGAGUGGUUUAGAAAAGCUCUAGCUGUUGAACCUGUCAAGGGGAACCUGCGGCUCAGUGGGUACUCAGCUUGUGGUCAGGAUGGAGGUGUACAGCUCCCCCAUGCGUAUGUUGAAGAUGGUGUUGCUAAUGCUGAUUUAGUCCUCUUAGUAACAACUAGACCGACGACAGGUAACACCCUUGCAUGGGCUGUGGCCUGCGAACGUGACCAGUGGGGUCGGGCCAUUGCAGGACAUGUUAAUGUGGCCCCUCGUCAUUUGACAGCUGAAGCGGAAACAUUACUUUCAGCUACUCUAAUACAUGAGGUCAUGCAUGUUCUAGGCUUUGAUCCUCAUGCCUUCACACAUUUUCGUGAUGAAAGGAAGAGGAGACGUGGUCAGGUUACUGUUCAGACUUUGGACGAAAAGCUUGGAAGAAUGGUUACUCGUGUUGUCCUACCUCGAGUAGUAAUGCACUCCAGACAUCACUAUGGAGCAUUUUCCCAAAACUUCACCGGAUUGGAAUUGGAAGAUGGGGGAGGCAGGGGUACCUCAGGUUCACAUUGGGAGAAAAGACUCUUAAUGAAUGAGAUCAUGACUGGGUCAGUGGAUACAAGAUCGGUGGUUUCAAGAAUGACUUUAGCAUUAUUGGAGGACAGUGGAUGGUAUCAAGCUAAUUACAGCAUGGCUGAGCAUUUAGAUUGGGGUCGGAAUCAGGGAACUGAGUUUGCUAUAUCUCCUUGCAAUUCGUGGAAAGGGGCAUACCGCUGCAACACAACUCAACUAUCAGGAUGCACAUAUAAUAGAGAAGCAGAGGGAUACUGCCCUAUAGUAAGCUAUAGUGGGGACUUGCCCAAAUGGGCUCAAUAUUUUCCCCAAGCCAAUAAAGGUGGUCAGUCUUCACUAGCAGAUUACUGCACAUAUUACGUUGCUUAUUCCGAUGGUUCAUGCACUGAUGUAAAUAGUGCACGAGCACCUGACAGAAUGUUAGGUGAAGUGCGAGGAAGUAAUUCAAGGUGCAUGGCCUCAACUCUAGUGCGAACGGGAUUUGUCCGUGGAUCUAUGACCCAAGGAAAUGGCUGUUAUCAGCAUCGCUGCACAAACAACUCAUUAGAGGUUGCUGUUGAUGGAAUCUGGAAGUCAUGUCCACAAUCCGGUGGGCCUGUUCAGUUUCCAGGAUUCAAUGGGGAAUUAAUUUGCCCGGCGUAUCAUGAGUUGUGUAAUACUGUACCAGUCCCUGUGACUGGCCAGUGUCCCAAAUCGUGUAGUUUUAAUGGUGACUGCAUCGAUGGGACCUGUCACUGCUUCCCUGGGUUUCAUGGACGUGACUGCAGCAGAAGCAUUCCAAAGUGGCAUCUAUAUGUGAUAAGUGAAUUGGGUCUUCAAGGGAUAUUUUUAGAUGCAAGCAAUACCACGAAUAAUAGUUUAGGAUCUUGUCCAGACAAGUGCAGUGGCCAUGGUAUAUGCAAAGCUAAUGGGAUCUGUGAAUGUCAAAGUGGAUGGACAGGGAUUGAUUGUUCAACGGCGGUCUGUGAUGAACAAUGUAGUUUGCAUGGAGGGGUUUGCGAUAACGGUAAAUGUGAGUUCCGUUGUUCAGAUUAUGCGGGCUACACUUGUCAAAAGGGUUCUACAAUACUGCCCAGCUUGUCAAUGUGUCAUGAUGUACUUGUUAGAGAUUCGGAUGGGCAGCAUUGUGCACCAAGUGAACUCAGCAUACUGCAACAGCUUGAAGCUGUAGUUCUGGUGCCAAAUUACAAUAGGUUGAUGCCAAGUGGACGGACCUUUCUUAACUUCUUCAACAAUGCCAAUUGUGCAGCAGCUGCGAAGCGGCUGGCCUGCUGGAUCUCGAUUCAACGGUGUGACGAGGAUGGGGACAACAGGCUUCGGGUAUGCUACUCUGCAUGUGAAUUGUACAAUACCGCUUGUGGAGCGGGUCUGGAUUGCUCAGACCAGACCCUUUUUAGCAAGAGGGAAGAAGAAGAGAAAGGUGUUCCGUGCACAGGAUAUGGCGAGAAGAAAUCUUUCUGGCUAUAACUUCUCCCGAGCUUCUUCCCUUGCUGCUCUGGAAGCUCAGCAAUUGUGUAAAGUAUAAUUGACAGUUUUCUCUUUUUUUUUCCUUUUCAUCCACUACUUCCCAAUUGUAGGAUACGGGAAGUAGGAGGUCCAUUUCACCUAGGCGCCUGAAGAUGGGUGCCUGGUGUACAAGCUGUGUUGGAGUGGGCUCUUUCUUAGAAGGCUAGUCUGACUGGAAGAGGGGAGUUGUGGGAGAUGGAGGUGGAUGGUAGAUUCUUCGUUUUCGCUUCAGAAAUAGUGAAGGGAAUGUAAAGGUUGAUGUGUGUUGUAAUCCAUGAUCCUUAACAGUCAUUUCAAUGAGAGCCCCUGUGUUGUGUCUCA